Messenger RNA from Gallus gallus (chicken), 1117 nucleotides. RefSeq names its product translation initiation factor IF-2-like. The coding region runs from base 1 to 669 and encodes 222 amino acids. The transcript is spliced from 6 exons. NCBI's taxonomy places the organism in Eukaryota, Metazoa, Chordata, Aves, Galliformes, Phasianidae. The record is from RefSeq and is a predicted model, not a curated record.
AUGAGGAGCCGGGCGGCGCCAAAGACCCGGCGCUGCCUGCCUGCGUGCCCGCCGCCCGCCUACCCGCACCCUCCCGCCGGCGCCCGGCUACUCGCACUCACACGGGCGGCCUCGGCGGCACCACGGCAAAAACAUCACAGGAGGUCUAGGGGAGGGCUUCGUCGCGCUCUAUCCGGGGGAGGCGGGACUUCGGCGGAGCGACAGCGCCGCGGGCCAACGGGAGGCGGCGGGGGCUUCAGGCCGGCCGCGGCGUGGCGGGGUGUUUCCUGCGCUGGGGUCGGGUGCGUGGGGAGGGAGGCGGGGCCGGCGCUGACGGGAGGGGUUCGAGCGGCGGGGCGGCGCCCAAUCGGCGCCUCACACACACGGCUACGGGAGGCGGGGGCGGGGCGCUGCGGGUACUCGGCGGCGCGAGUCAAACGGAAGGCGGGGGCUCGGGGAGACGGGCAGGGCCCUCGCCCAAUGAGCGGCCGCGUCCUCAGGCCGAGGGGAGAGGGCGGUCGCGCUGCUUUCCCCGGCUCCUGUUUAAAAGGUGCCCGCCCCCCUGCGAGGCUGGUGGUGGUUCUGAUUGGUCAGCGGGCAAUUGUAAAGGGAAAUCAAGAUCCCCUCUUUGUGUCUCUUGAUCUUCACUGGACUAGAAGAACCUGUCAUUCGGAAAUCUGGAGACUGUAAAUCAAUGGAAGGCUGAAUUUCCAGGUCUUGACUUUGCUUCAAUGGCAAUUUUUUCCAAUCCAGGAAGAAUAGGAAUGCACAGAAGAAACUCCGCUAAGCAUGACACAACUGUGAGCUGGUGCUACACUGCAAAGUGAUACAAUAUACUGCUGAAGCCAUUGUCAGAAUUUCAGUCUGAAAUUUUGAGAUAAAAGGACAAGUGCAAAGAGAACUACCUGACAAGUCUGAAAGUGAGAAACGACUUCCCAUGGCGACAGGCAGCGCGGUGAGGCGGCCGGGGGUGCGGGAUGCCCCGGUCAGCGGGCAGCGCUGCCCCGCCAUACCGACAGCAGCGUUACCAGAAGCAGAGAUCACCAAAUGAAGCACAGCUGCCACAACGGAGCCAUUUCAGCCUUGCCAUGCUCUGCGCUACUCUGCGCUUGAACCACAUUCGGUUCUUCGCAACAGU